AUGUUUAUCAUAUUUUUGGUGUAAUUGAUAAGUGCAUAAGUAAAUCCAUUAUUGUACAAAUGGGGAACAUACAAACCCUAAUUAAUUCAUGCAAUAACAGAAAGAAAUAUGCAAACAUUCAAUCCUCUAACAAUUACAUUUUAUUACUUUAUGAACAAUAACAUAAGAUGGGAGAAAUCAAUUAAAUAUAAAAUAAAUGAAAGAGGGAAUGAUGAACCUACAUAUUAUUAAUAUCUCUAUCAUGAUGGCGAAAGAUAUGCAAUUCAUGAGACAAUUGAUGGAGAAUAUAAAGUAAGAUUCACUAAUGAAUUCUAUAAGUAAUUAUUUAUUGUAUUUAUAGAGUGAAUCCAGAGAAAAUAGAAGAUUGGGUUACAACUGUAGUAAAUAAUGAUGCUUUAGUUGGAGACGAUGAAUAUGUGAGUUUAGUCUAUUCUAUUGCAAUAGAGAAAUUAAAUUAAGAAAAGACCGAUCUAAGAAAAUUGCAAGUUGAAGAAGAAGGAGAUUCUCUCAAAGUAAUUCAAUAAUCUAAAUAUAGAUUACAAUUACUACUGCUUAAUAAGUUAACUAUAUAUAUGUGGCUUUAGAAUCUAAUGGUAAAUAAAUAAACAUAAAUCAAAACGAUAAUUUUGGAUAUUCUUUAUAGUUUUAGAAUCCCACAUUGAAUUAUAAUUUGAGAACACUCCUUUAUAGUGAAUUGAGAAAAACAAAGGAAUAAAUUCCAUUUAAAUUUAACAAAACUGUAGAUCAAGAAUAAGGAAAUAUAGUGUUUGUUCAAUAUGUAGCUAAAAGAAAUGAAUUGUUUAAGUUUCAAUUAAGAUAUAUGUAAAGAGAGAUAUCAGUAUCAAGUGAUUACUUCUUUGAUGCUAGAAUUUUGAAGAAAUUGGAUAAUAUGAAUUUCUUUUCUUAAUUUAAUAGAACUUUUAACAAAAUACAAAUUAGUAUUAAUAUAUUGUUUAUACAAUAUAGAGAAUCCAUUUUAUCUAUCAUGUUCAAUUAGUUCUUUUGCUAAUUUAAUAGGAGGAUUUGCAACGUCUUUUGGUAAUAUAGAAUGCGAAGAAGCUAAUCCAAUUUGUUAAUAAUAGAAAAUGAUGUUUACACCAACACCUUCUAGAUUUGGAUUUCCUAGACCAUUUUUAUGGGAUGAUGGAUUUCAUAAUAUGAUUAUAUGUAGAUGGAAAUCUUAAUUAUGUAUAUAAUCUUUAUUAGAUUGGUUUGAUACUAUGUCUAGUAAUGGAUGGAUUCCUAGAGAAUAAGCAAGAGUAUUAUUAUUAUUAUAUUAUUUAUUAAAGAGUCCUGAAUAAAAAACUGCCGUUCCUUAAGCAUUUUUAGCUUAAAAAUAAAGUGAAACUAAUCCACCUACUUUUAUAUUUAAUUUUCUUUAUCUUGAUUGUAAUUAUUAAUUAUAAUUUAUUUUAUUAGCCUUAAAAAAUGGAGAAAUAUAAUAAUAAGUACGUAAACUUUACACUAAAGCAAUAGAUUGGUAUCAUUUCUGGAUAAAGUCUUAAGGAGUGAAUGAAGGAGAUAAUAUCUUAUUAUUUAAAUGGUGGGGACUUAAUGAUAAUAUUAAUUUUGGAUCUGGAAUGGAUGAUUGGCCAAGAUCUCAUAAUGGUUUAAAAAGCAAAUAUAAUAUUGAUGCAAGUAUGUGGGGCUGGCUUUUUGCUGAUUCAAUGUAAAAAUUAGCUGCUAUUUAUGAUCCAUAAAAAAGCAAUUAAUUUCAUUAAACUGCUGAAAUGAUAAAAAAAUCUAUUUAUAAAUAUCAUUUUGAUCCAGAUGAUAAAAUAUUUAAAGAUGUUUUAAUAGAUGAAUCAUUUUCUCCUCAUUUAGGAUAUCCUAAUUUAUUUCCCAUUGCAUUUGGAUUUAUUGAUCCUACCAAAACUGAUAUCUUAGAUGCCUAUGUUAGUAUGAUUAAAAAAGAAUUAUGGACUAAUCAUGGUCUUAGAUCUUUAAGCAUUAAUGAUAAUCAUUUUGGAAAAGUUAUACAUUCCUUUUUCUAUUCUAGGGAGACAAUUAUUGGACUGGACCUGUCUGGAUACCUAUCAAUUAUUUGAUUCUUAGAGGAAUCUAAAAAUAUUAUUCAAAUCACAAAGGUCUAAUGGACAUCUAUAAAGAACUAAGAGAAAAUUUGAUGAAUACUGUAUGUAUUAAUUGGAGAGAUAGAGGGUAAUAAUAUUACUAUUCUAAUAGAUACUUCUUUGAACAUUAUAAUUAAAAAUAAGAUGGACUUGGAAGAGGAUAUCAUCCAUUUAAUGGAUGGACAAGUACAAUUACAUUAAUUAUUCAUGAAAUAUAUGAUUGA
Paramecium sonneborni is the source of this 2296-nucleotide messenger RNA. The record is from the annotation of a GenBank genome assembly. NCBI's taxonomy places the organism in Eukaryota, Ciliophora, Oligohymenophorea, Peniculida, Parameciidae.